UUUCAACUUGCUCUCUCUCUCUCUCUCUCUCUCUCUCUCUCGCUAGCCAUUGCCAUGGAGAUGGAGCCUGGUAUGGAGGUUAGCCACCAAGAGGUGGUGAAGAAAGAGGAUGCAAAGAUAAAGAAAGCCCUCAAAAGAAGCCUCCUCCUGCUAAACUGUGCCAUGUUGGGCAUCGGCAACUGUGCCGGACCCCUUCUACUACGGCUCUACUUCGUCCACGGUGGCAAACGAAUUUGGUUCUCAAGCUGGUUGGAGACGGGUGGUUGGCCCGUCAUUCUAUUCCCUUUUGCAGCUUCUUACUUGAAGCGCCGCCGUAGCAAGGGAAGAGGAGAUUCACAUGAUGCCACGAGACUCUUCUUAAUGAAGCCCUUCGUCUUCAUCGCCUGUGCUAUUAUCGGCAUCCUCACCGGACUGGACGACUACAUCUACGCCUACGGCGUGUCCCUUUUACCUGUUUCGACUGUUUCCAUUAUAAUUGCAAGUCAUCUGGCCUUCACUGCAGUCUUUGCUUUUCUUCUAGUUAGGCAAAGCUUCACCCCUUUCUCCAUCAAUUCGAUCGCGUUGUUAACCGUGGCGGGCGUGGUGCUUGGCCUCAAUACAAGCGUCGACCGCCCGGCUAAUGAGUCCAACAAGCAGUAUCUGAUUGGUUUUUUCAUGACCAUCGCGGCGGCAGCAUUGUAUGGGCUGGUUCUUCCCUUGGUGGAGCUGACUUACAAGAAAGCCAAACAGACCAUUACCUUCUCUCUCGUUAUUGAGAUGCAAUUGGUCAUUUCCAUCUUUGCAACUCUUUUCUGCACAAUAGGGAUGCUCGUCAACAAAGACUUCCAGGUAAUUCCAAGAGAGGCAAGAGAGUAUGAACUUGGGGAAGCCAAGUACUACUUGGUGGUGGCAUUCACUGCAAUUAUUUAUCAGUUCUUCUUCUUGGGAGCAAUUGGUGUCAUUUUUUAUGGCUCCUCAUUAUUCGCUGCUGUCAUAAUUUGCAGUGUACUACCAAUCACAGAGGUCAUAGCCGUUUUCAUCUUCCAAGAGUCAUUCACAGCUGAGAAGGGGGUUUCUCUCGCACUGUCAUUUUGGGGUUUUGCCUCCUAUCUCUAUGGUGAGCUCAAAGCAAACAAGAAAAGCAAUGAAAUUCUAGAACCUGAAAAUCCUUGACUCAAUCCUCCAUCAUUACAAGUGUAAGAAAAACUAUUUGCGA
This is a messenger RNA of Telopea speciosissima, 1195 nucleotides long. RefSeq names its product purine permease 3-like. NCBI's taxonomy places the organism in Eukaryota, Viridiplantae, Streptophyta, Magnoliopsida, Proteales, Proteaceae. Bases 55 to 1152 code for a protein of 365 amino acids. Gene Ontology annotation, molecular function: purine nucleoside transmembrane transporter activity. The transcript has 2 exons. The record is from RefSeq and is a predicted model, not a curated record. Gene Ontology annotation, cellular component: membrane.